GAGUCGGUUAGUCAAUGACUCAACAACUGAUCGCCCCCCGUUUUUCUUUUUGACACUGCCACCAGUUACCACAAGAUAUAAAGUCCCAAUUCUUCAAAUCUUUUUUUGGCAAAGGCCAGAGUGAUACUAUAUUAUGUAUGACAGCGCCUGAAUCUGAGUCUUUGGUGGAGUCUAUCAUGGACCACUACACCACUAUUACCAAACCUCAGACCCUUUACACCAAGAAUCGCCUAAACGACAGUGACGACGAUGAAGAAGAGGAGGAGUGUGACGUGGAGGUCUGGGAGAUGCUGAGCAAGAGCUUUAUUCAAGUACAGUCCGUACUGGAUCAGAACCGUGUGUUGAUCAAUCAGGUGAACGAGAACCACCAGUCCAAGAUCGCUGACAAUCUCGCCAAAAACGUUGCCCUAAUCCGCGAGAUCAAUACCAACAUCUCCAAAGUUCUCUCCAUUUACUCCGACUUGUCCCUCAAUUUCUCCACCAUCGUUCACCAGCGUCGCGCCGCCAUGAUCAAUUGCAAGAGGAGCGUCGACGACAAAGCCUGAACAUGAUUGCUCGUGAAUUCAGUAAAUUCAAUUACCUUUAGCUUUGGUUUUUGGAUCAAAGUUGUGUUUGGUUCUUAUUUGGUCUUUAAGUGUUUGCUUUAAUGUGUCAGUGAGUGUGUAAUUGUGGGAAAUCAAAUAAUUUGAUAUGUUUUCAAAGUUUGGGAUUGUUGUUGUGGUGGGAAAAAUAAAUAAAUAAACUGUGGUUAAUAAUGGGCGUUUGUUAUGUAUGUUGUAAGGAACAAGGCUGCGGGAAUGCUUAUCUACAUUCAUCCUUACCCGCAGAUGAAUUGAGAUUUAUCAAGGAGAUUUUUGGGGGGAUGGUAACAGCCAUGAACUGUUUGUACUCAUGGUUGAUGGUGAGUGGAGGUGGAUGGUGGAGCUGGUGAAGACAAAGGAAGCUGGCAAUGGAUGGUUCUGCAGGCAGAUGAAUCUAGAACUACAGAUGCUGAAUGUGACAAUUUAUUUGGGUUGGGGUUGUUGGAAUUUUCAGUUAUGAUUAUGUUAUGGAGCAUUAAGUUUCUUGGUUUUCAUUGUAACACAUUCACUCAUUGUUUCAUUUUUUCCUGGUUAUGGAUGGGAGAAGUGGGUUGUAGUGGAAAGAUCAGUUUUAAGUACAUUUUAGGGAGGUAAAAUUGAAGAUGGAUAGUGAGUUUUAUAUUUCCUGAGAAUGUGGAUGCUCAUCGUGGAUUCGUGGUUGAGGGCAGUGGUUGCAGCUCUCAAUUUGGUCGAACUGGUGGAAAUCAUGUGGUGAGUUUGUUUCACUUGUAAUGAAGCAAAAUGGGACUCGUCCAAAGCAAUCCCUACAAAUUAGAGGAUGAGGGAAAUGUUUGGUUAUUGUUUUACGGUUUCAAAGCAGAAUAUAUAUGUGGGGGGUUUUUGGUGUAAUAUUCUUACAGUGUUGUGUAUUUUCUUCUCAAUGUACAAGGUCUCGUGUAAGAGGAUAAACAAAUCGGUCUGUGUUUAUAGCCCACCUUCAUUCUUCUUGUGGAAUAUUCCUUUUUCCUGGUCUUAAAUUUGUAUUUUCAUCAUUCAGUUGAAGAUUGUAGUGUCAUCUUGUGGACAUACUUUAAUCCCAGAGCUUCAGUGUGCUCUGGGUCUCUGACAACGACAUUUAAACCUAUCUAGAUGGCUAUAGGUUCCUUUAAGUUAUUACUUAUAUGUAUAAAAGACUUCAAGAGUUCCAC
Quercus lobata is the source of this 1729-nucleotide messenger RNA. Its product is annotated as protein EARLY FLOWERING 4-like. The coding region runs from base 138 to 545 and encodes 135 amino acids. Gene Ontology annotation, biological process: entrainment of circadian clock; positive regulation of circadian rhythm. The record is from RefSeq and is a predicted model, not a curated record. Lineage: Eukaryota; Viridiplantae; Streptophyta; Magnoliopsida; Fagales; Fagaceae. The transcript is spliced from 2 exons.